This is a messenger RNA of Ostrea edulis (European flat oyster), 2592 nucleotides long. RefSeq names its product probable flavin-containing monoamine oxidase A. Bases 25 to 1638 code for a protein of 537 amino acids. NCBI's taxonomy places the organism in Eukaryota, Metazoa, Mollusca, Bivalvia, Ostreida, Ostreidae. The transcript is spliced from 12 exons. Gene Ontology annotation, molecular function: oxidoreductase activity. The record is from RefSeq and is a predicted model, not a curated record.
CGUAAACUGUUCUCUUUCGGCGAGAUGAAUGUGGAUGUUGUCGUUGUGGGAGGAGGCAUUGCGGGACUGACCGCUGCUUACCAGAUUCAUAAAAAGGACACAUCUUUACAUAUAGUUGUGCUAGAGGCCAAAGACAGAGUAGGAGGACGCACACUAACACUACCAUUAAAGACAGCUGAUGGCACAGACAAUUUUGAUCUUGGAGGGCAAUGGGUUGGGAGAUGUCAGCCCCACAUUAUGGCCAUGUUGGAGGAGCUGGGACUAAAAACACAUGUUCAGUACCUGGAUGGUAAGAAGUUCAUGCAGCUGGGCAGUGAUAGGGUCAGCAGUUAUAACUCAAAUAUUCCGUCGCUGUCUCCUCUGGCACUAAUUGACCUCCAGAUGUUUAUGAACAAGUUGGAGUGGAUGAGAAAUCAGGUCGAUGUCAGGGACCCUUACCAGAAUCCUUAUAGAGCAGAGUGGGAUUCCACUACCAUGGACACAUUUGUCAAUAAUCAACUCAGGACCAAAGGUGCAAAAGAUUCUGUUGAGGCAGCUAGUCGUUGUAUGUUUGGAAUGGAACUAUCCCAGAUUUCUGUAUUGUAUUACAUCAGUUACAUGAGUGCUUCUGGCAGCCUGAAAUCUCUCAUAGAGGCCACAGAGUACACAGCACAGGAGUAUAAAAUUGUGGGAGGAGCCCAGCAGGUCAGUCAGAAGUUAGCAGCUUGUCUUCCUCCAUCUUGUGUUCAACUGGAACAGCCAGUCAGAAAAAUCACACAGAAAGAAAAUGGUGUGACUGUAACAACAGAGAAAGGAGAUAUCUACAGUUGUGAUAGAUUGGUCCUGGCCACCCCCCCUAACAUGACAGACAGGAUACAGUUUGAUCCAUUGCUGCAUUCUAGCAGAAGAGAACUAAUGAAGAGAAUGCCAGCUGGAGAUCUGACAAAAGUCAUAGUAACUUAUAAAGAGGCAUUCUGGAGAAAGGCUGGUUUAUCUGGAGAAUUUGUCACUAAUGGUGGCCCAAGUUUGUGUUCUGAAUGUGAUCGAGGACCGCUGUGUAUCGUGUAUGAUGCCACAUCAGCCCGAGGAAAUGCUGCAAUUGUAGCAUUUCUAGGAGGGGCGCCUGCCUUUCAAUGGAGGAAUCAAAAGGAAGAAGACAGGAGAUCCGCUGUGUUAAAGUCCCUGUCAGAUUUCCUGGGACCCGAGGCUCUUCAUUACCUGGAUUAUGCCGAAAAAGACUGGAAUGUAGAGCCCUACAAUGAGGGCAGUCCUGUGUGUUGUGUAGGACCUGGGGCAAUGGCUUACUUUGCAAAAGGACUGAGACUUCCAUGCAAUAGGAUUCAUUUUGCUGGGACAGAGUCAGCGACUGCUUGGUGUGGCUAUAUGAGUGGUGCUGUCCAAUCAGGACUUAGGGCUGCCAGUGAAGUUCUCUUUCAUCUUCGACCUCAAGUUGUGUCUGCACAGGAACUUGCCAUGACAGCUUAUGGACCCUCAAGCUUCACACCAAAAACCAAACCAAAAGGAGGCAAAGCAAGGGCACUGGUCAAGGUCACGUUAGGGAUAGGAGCAGUUGUUGCUAUAGUCAUUAUAGGAAAGAAAGUUGCUGGCAGUCUUAAUGAAAAGUGUACAGAGUCAGUUUCAAGAGUCAUUAUUUUGUGAUUGAUUGUUUUCAUUACGGUUCAGUUGUUUGAAUCUUCGCUUGUAUCCAGUACUUAACAGCAGUUAACGUAUCCAGUAUUGUGAUUGCUUAUGACUUGAGUUAUAACAUGUAGCUAUGUGGUAGGAAUAAACUUCCAUGAUGUGAUUAUUUGGUGCCAAAUCUUUUUAUGUAAUGUUUGUUUUAUAAAAUUUAAUGACAGCAUUCCAGUGUAACUUUGUACCCAUAUUAAUGACUUAUUGUUAAAUUUCCAUAUUAAAGAUAAUAAAGUUGGACUGUUUCUAUUGGAAAUGUAGUUUAGAAUUUUUAUAUAUCAUUUUCUUGUUACAUUGUAUAAUGUAUUGUCUUUAUUGUCUACACCCACCAAAAUUUUAUGUUUUAUAGUGUCUGUAAAAUAAUGCAUGAUUAUAUCCACCUUUUUUUACAAGAUUUUGUUGAUGAUUUAAUAGGUUACAUGCCACUAAUUUUUAUUUGCAGAAAUCAAUAUGUGUAUGUAUGGUUUUUAUUUUUAUUUUUUGGAAAAAACCCCAACUUUUUUCUAAAGCAACCUUACUUAAAAUAUAGUUACGAAUAUGUGUAUUCUUCUAAUACUGUUGGGACUUAGAGGCCAAGAUAGUAAAUUAAUACCUCCCCAAAAAUUUACUUUGUUAAACAUCAGGUUAUCACUGCUAGUCAAUCAAAUUAAAAAUAAUGUAUCAAAAAUAAGUUCUUGCCAAUAAAUUAUGAUUUGCGGUAUACUGUCAUUCGGUUACAUGCAUAGCUAAGGAGAGGUUGUGAACAUCCCAAAAAAAAUAAAAAGAAAACUGAAGAACAUAAAGACAGGAUUUAUAUUCAUUAUUUAGAAUUUUUUUGAUUGAUGUUUAAUUAGAAAAUGUAUUAAAAAAAUGUGAUUUGAUGACUUGCCAUGUAUGUACCAAUUUGAAUUUAAAAUAAAAUGUUGCAUUGUAUGAAUUAUG